Molecule: messenger RNA, 5394 nt
Organism: Puntigrus tetrazona (Sumatra barb)
Lineage: Eukaryota; Metazoa; Chordata; Actinopteri; Cypriniformes; Cyprinidae
Gene: mllt10
Product: MLLT10 histone lysine methyltransferase DOT1L cofactor
Exons: 22
Coding region: 320-3709 (1129 amino acids)
Biological process (GO): regulation of transcription by RNA polymerase II
Cellular component (GO): nucleus
Molecular function (GO): nucleosome binding; histone binding
Source: RefSeq, a predicted model, not a curated record
GCGGCUCGUCCCCUGCUCGCGGUAAAAUUCAAUGGCGUUCGCCGCGUGGAUCAAACAGCCCCGCCAGGCCUCUUCCAGUCCGCUGCCUCCCCCGUUUGGCUUUUCCGCGCAUGCGCGCACACGCGCCUCCACAUCCCGAGAGCCUUCAGUACGGGGUUUGUGUGUUGAGCCAAAAAAAUACCGCCUUCAUCAACAACGCAACCGAAAUAUGGCUUUUCAUCGAAAUGGGACGUAAAAUACGGCUUAAAGGGGAGAUAGGGAUUCGCGAGACAAACGCCCGAUCGCCUUUUUGUUGGUCUUUGUGCGCUGCCGAUGGUAGAUGGUAUCCAGCGAGCUGUAUCUGGCAGAGGAAGACGACGACUCGGCGAGUAAUAUGAAGGAGAUGAUCGGAGGCUGCUGCGUCUGCUCGGAUGAGAGAGGCUGGGCCGAAAACCCGCUAGUCUACUGCGACGGUCACGGAUGUAACGUCGCCGUCCACCAAGCCUGCUAUGGAAUUGUCCAAGUCCCCACAGGCCCCUGGUUCUGCAGGAAAUGUGAAUCGCAGGAACGUGCUGCCAGGGUGAUUAAAGGGUGGAGGGGGAGAAAGCCGAGCUGGCAGACCCCUGAAGGAGGAGGACUGUCCACCACCUGUAACAAAGAGGAGGAGGACAGCAGACUGAGCAGAAGUUUAAAAACUUUGAACAUAGUGAGGUGCGAGCUGUGUCCCCACAAAGACGGAGCACUGAAACGAACAGAUAAUGGAGGUUGGGCCCAUGUGGUUUGUGCUCUUUACAUCCCAGAAGUGGAGUUUGCCAACGUAUCCACCAUGGAGCCCAUUGUGCUUCAGUCUGUCCCUCAUGAACGUUAUAAUAAGACAUGCUACAUCUGUGAGGAACAAGGCCGUGAGAGCAAAGCUGCUACCGGAGCCUGCAUGACGUGCAACAAACAUGGCUGCCGACAGGCCUUUCAUGUCACAUGCGCUCAGUUUGCUGGGUUAUUGUGUGAAGAACAGGGCUCAGAUGCUGAUAAUGUGAAAUACUGUGGAUACUGCAAGUACCAUUACAGCAAACUGAGAAGGAGCAAAGGCCGUGGUAGUAGGGCUCAAAGCUUAAGUGAUUCUUCCACUCACUCUUUGGAUAAGCACCAUGACAAGGAAAAGAAGAAACAUAAAGAAAGGGAUCGCCACAAACCAAAGCACAAAAAAACUUUGGAGCUGUCACCUUCCUUGGUGCCAGCACUGAUGGUGACCUCUGAGAAGAGCUACAACAGCAACAGCGGUGGAAGUGUCUCCUCAAUUUCCUCCACUCAGAAGCGACUGGAUGACGGCGGAGGUCGUUUCACCAAUGCCAACUUUCAGGAAGUUCCUUCUCACUCCAGUUCCAGCUCCAAGGAUGGCAGCCUUUCUGAUGGCAAGAGCUCGGAUGGUAAAAGCAAGAAGUCCAGCAGUCACAGCACCAGCUCCAGCUCUGGUUCCAGGGGCCGUAAAUCCGCGCCGGGCAAGCCCCACGGCCCUGUGGUCACCACAGCGACGUCAUCCACAGCUCCCUCCUCAACCAGUCCUUUUCAGCAAGGUCUUUUAUUAGGCAGCAGCAGCAGUAAAUCAGUCACUAGUGGGUCUGUGGUUCAGCCCACAUCUGAUUUCCUCAGCUUCUCUGAUCCCAGCCUAAGGGCCGGUGACUCGUACACACCUCCAUCCUUUAGCCGCUGCCACGUGAAGGGCAGUGCAGAAAGCACAGCUUCUGAAGGCAUGGUGGCUCUCAACACCUUCGGCAUGAUGUCCCUCCCCCAAAGCUCAAGCUCAAGCAAGCAUUACGAGAACUGUCACCCAGCCGGAGAACUGGGAGGCCUGGCAUCCGCAGGCUAUAAACGACCCCAGCCCUCCUCGUCCUCUUCCUCUGCAACAUCGUCUUCAUCUACUGGCGAGGAUGGCGUGAAGAAGAAGAAGAGAGGGAACUGGAGGAACCGGUAUGGACCGUGCUUCACCACCCAGGACAGUAAAACCACUGAUACGGGAGAGCACGCUUCCACAAUGCCCUCAUCCACUUCCCCCUCGCCAUCCUCCAUGAGCACUAUGGCCUGCCGCGGGAGUGCAGUCAGCAGUACCGGAGGUGUGGGAGCAGUGGGUGCUGGGAGCAGCAGUCUGGGGAUUCAGAAGUCCCCAUCCCUCCUCAGGAAUGGCAGCUUACAGGGUAUGACUGUCAGCUCCCCACCUGCUGGACCAGGUUCGUACUCCAGCAGUAGCGAUGUAGCCUGCUCAAUGCCCAGUGCUGUGUUUGGAGGGUCUCUGUCCGGAUCCAACUCGGAGUUACCUGCUCAUCAGUCAGUGGUCACUUCCAUGCCCACUCUCACCUCUUUGCCCCCGACCACCCCGUUCACCAGCACCUCAUCCACACAUUCAAACUCUCUACCCGGAUCCUUUAACCUGGCGCCAUCCCAUAUGUUCGGAAACAGGCUGAAUCCGAAUUCCGCUAUGGCUGCACUGAUCGCCCAGUCCGAGGGCUCCCCAGCAGAUCAGGAGCUUGGAGACGGAGCUCUCGGCUUCUCCAGAAGAGGAAACUCACCAAAGACAAACCUCUCCCCUCGGUCUCCAUUAAGUGGGCUUCAUAUCCGGUAUGACUCGUCAGGACCGUUGGUUCCGGGGAUCGGAUCUGGUUCGGAUGCAUUGCCUCCGGUGGCCACCAGCAUCGACCAGCUGCUGGACCGGCAAUGGAACGAAGGACAGCAGUUCCUUCUGCAACAGGGCUCACAAGGAGAUGUUCUGGGAAUGCUGAAGUCCCUGCACCAGCUGCAGGUGGAAAACCGGCGCCUGGAGGAACAGAUCCGAACUCUCACCAUGAAGAAGGAACGACUGCAGCUCUUGAGCGCUCAGCUCUCUGUGCCUUUCACCCCCGCGAGCACCACGGCCACCACUGCCUCCUCUCCACUGUACCCCAGCAACACUCACGCAGACAUGCUGCACAGCAAGAGCAUUCAGCUAGGCAGCAGUGUUUUAACAGAGUCCUCUCAACCCUUGCCCACUCAGGAUCCCCUGUCUGGUGGCCAUAGCAGCGGAAGUAGCACGUCCUCUCUCUCCACCCCUCCGUCUGCGGCCCACAGCCCCCCCCAGCAGCAGGUGAACGGAGUCGGCAUGGCCGGGGUGGCCGUCCAGCCUGGCAAUGCCAACUCGACCCUCCCUGCCAUAGCCGGGGUGACGGGUCUGAUGGGCGCUCUGCAGGGGAACCACCUGGCCAUGAGUGGCAUCGUGGGCGCCCUAAACGGAGUCAUCCAGACCUCCCCCAGCCUGACCCAGAAUAGUAGCCCCCUGCCCCAUCCCUCAGCAGCUUCCAGCGCAUCUAUGCCCAUGUCCAACAGUCUCAGUAACAGCAUGACCACCGCAAAAACCAGUGCGGCAAGGCUUUUCAAUGAUCAGCACAGACAGAUCUUUCUCCAUCAGCACCAACUUCAGCAGCUUUUCAGCUCUCAUCAGGUCACACCGGAACAGCAGCAGGCUCUGCUCUAUCAGUUAAUGCAACAACCGCAGCAGCAGCAGCAACAGCAGAAUGACAUACAGCUACAGCAGCUGCCAAUCAACAGCCUCCUGCCCGCCACGCAGCCAGCCAUCACUACCAACCCCUUCCUCGCCAUGCACAACGACAGCAACACUCCCAAGACUGGAGUUAGUACUGCAACUAUCAAACAGACAAAAAGACUGGAGAAGGCUGUGUCUGUGACAGGACAGGAAAAGACCUGAUGUAAAAAAAAAAAAAAACCAACAUUCUGGAGGAGUUCUGCCUUAUGGAUCCCUCUCAUCUGCUCACCCCAAGAGGCUUGCAAUCUGAGCAGCAAGACCAGAACAUUCACCCACCGCACAAAACCCUCACCAGCCUUCAUAUGUACACACACUUGCCAGUUUGAUGCCCAUCUGGCAGACAACAUGCUGCACUGAGUUUGAGAAAAUCACUUGCUGUAAACGUACUGGAUCCCAUGGGGGCCCCAAAGACGGGCUCACACACACACAUGCACACACACACACACACACACACACACACACGCGCUCUCUCUCUCACCCUGCCAGUGUGCUGAAAAUGACACGCUGGUGCGAGUCGCUGUGGGCGGAAAGCGUAGAACGAGGUCUCGGAUGGGGAGUGUAAGAUGGAGAUGCCUCUGGAACAGUUACCUCUCUGUACCCCUUUAACAAGAAACUCGUAACGAUAAUCUCAAUAAAAACCUGUCGUAUUUGUCCGUCUGUGUAUUAAAAAGGCGUCAAAUAUUUCAAAGCUGAAGCGAUCAGACAUUUGUGCACCAUGAAGGCCUUCUCUGCAUCCUGAUCUUGAGCUUCCCCUGUGAGGAGGCGUCCCAAAGGUCCACAAACUGUCUCACUGACCCUGCUGCACUCUUUGAAGAGCAACUACCUCUCAAGCCAGGACACACAGACCAGGCCCUGAACCCAAGUGCCUGGCCCCGAUCUCCAAGCUCUCAGCCAGGGGCCGCGCGCUGGAGACGCUGCCAGUCUCUCUCUCUCUCUCUCUCUCUCUCCUUCCCUUUUUUUUUUUUUUUUUCUCUCUCUCUCCAAUCCAUUUUUUUGUGAAAUGAUUUGAUACCAAUCAGCGUCGCUCAGGCAAUACCAGUUCAGAGAGUCUCAGAGAUCUCUGCCUGUACAGUGACUACACUGAAGAAAAAAGAAAAAAAAAAAAAGAUUUUUCGAAUGUUUGCGCUGCAAUGAUCAUUUUUGAAGCCAACUUUCUAUUAUUUCUUUUUUUAUUUAUUUGCAUUGGUUGCGUGCUGGGCGCAAGGUAAUAUAUUCUGACGCUCGGCUGGCAACAUGUUUUUAUACUACUGUACAAAAUUCUCAGCUCUUUUGAGUCUUGUAAGCAUUUUGAUGAACAUGUCUGGUGUUUGAAGUUCUGAAAAAGGAAAAAAGCCUACUUGAUGAUUUUGUGGUCUUGUAAAUACGCCUGUUUUCCCCCCUUUUCCUUUUGUCGCUAUGUAAAUCUACAGAUGCAUAUUGGAUUAAGAAUAAGCUGUCAGAAUAAAUAAGAUUUAGUUUAGCACACUUUUACCUCUUUUUUUGUUGUAAAUACAUAUUUGUGAUUCACUUAGUGGUGUGAAGGACUGUUUCGAAGCACUGUCGCUAUGUUCAGAUCUUUUCCAACAGGCUUUCCACAAGACUGGUGACUGGAUAAAGUGUAUUAAUUUAUUUUUGUAUGUGCAGGGACUUUUUUUUGCACCGUUUUAUUGAUGUGGUUUUAUACGUUAUAGAUGUGGUAUGUCCACGUUUCAUGUAUCUGUACAGAAAUUAUGCAAAAUCUCUAAAGUUUGUAUUUAAAACAUCAAAAGUGAAACCACACGAGUCCUGCUUCAUAUUAAGAAAUUCUGAACACUAAAAUUGUAGUGUCGCGCUUUUUUCAGUGAUAAAUUAAAAUCUGUUUAUUACAA